This is a messenger RNA of Ceratitis capitata (Mediterranean fruit fly), 1038 nucleotides long. It is a transcript of the gene Arv1, whose product is annotated as protein ARV1. Bases 207 to 977 code for a protein of 256 amino acids. The transcript is spliced from 5 exons. NCBI's taxonomy places the organism in Eukaryota, Metazoa, Arthropoda, Insecta, Diptera, Tephritidae. Gene Ontology annotation, cellular component: cortical endoplasmic reticulum; Golgi apparatus. Gene Ontology annotation, biological process: intracellular sterol transport; sphingolipid metabolic process; regulation of plasma membrane sterol distribution. The record is from RefSeq and is a predicted model, not a curated record.
UUUCAUCACAAUCGAUAGACAGUUCAGUGUUGUUGCUCAGCUGUUGCUGAGAAUGAGAAAUGGAGUGGAAGUUUAUUUACGAACCAGUCGAGAAAUAACAAAAAUAAGGAACCAAAACAAAGAAAUCGAAUUCUAUUUAGUAUGUCAGAAACAGCUGUUUAAAUGAAAGCUAAAAUAUAAGGGAAAACAUAUAAAAAAGCUGCCUUAUGCUACAUAAUAUUAUGAGCAAAUUCAAAAGUAUAAGCAUAUCAAAACCAGCAAAUAUUCCAAAUCAACAAAUGCAAUAUAUUUGCAUUAACUGUGGACAUCCGAUAGCAGAGCUGUACAGAAAAUAUAGCAACACUGCAAUCAAGACUAAUCAUUGCGAACGAUGCAAAAGAGUAGCAGACAAAUAUGUCGAAUUUGAUUCCAUAGUAAUACUGGUAGAUGCGAUGCUUUUGUCACAAGAAUCUUACCGACAUAUGCUGCAUAACCGAAGCUUCAAGCUGAACUGCAAAUUAUUCCUUGUGUUGCUGUUACUGGAAUCAUUCGCUUUAUGGCGACAAAAAGCCGCCGCUAGACAAGGAGGCUCGCACAAUGAAAUAAGCGAAAAUGGAUUUUAUUUAUGCUGCAUGCUAAAUUUAACUGACUACUUCAUUGUAACACUGAUGCUGUUUCUCGUAACCAUAGUGUUUCACCCAAGGCAGAUUGAAAAUACAGGGCUAAGUAAAUUUCUACUAAACUUACUAAAAGCGGUAACCAUAGCAAAUUUUUCCAAAAUUUUCCUAUUACCACUGAUCGCAUGGCGUGAGAAUACCACAAAUAUGGGCAUCAACAUCCAUCAAUUACUCGUUUUAGCUCAUCACCUAUUCUCUUUGAUGUAUAUCUACGAAUUAGUGGGUAAUUUCAACAAAGUAAAAAGUUGUUUUAUAAUAUUGUUCGUUUAUCUUGCCAAAGAACAAAUUAGUAAAUCACCUUAUUUACAGCGAUCUUUUUGAAUAUAUUUAUAUGUGCAAUAAAAAAUAUUAUUGGAAAAUAUACCGACGUUAAGAAAAAGUA